Paramisgurnus dabryanus is the source of this 3186-nucleotide messenger RNA. Its product is annotated as mRNA decay activator protein ZFP36L2-like. Gene Ontology annotation, molecular function: mRNA binding; metal ion binding. Lineage: Eukaryota; Metazoa; Chordata; Actinopteri; Cypriniformes; Cobitidae. The record is from RefSeq and is a predicted model, not a curated record.
CUCACGCUUAUAUGUGCGGGGAAAGCAAAGCGGACUCUUUACUGUUCUGGCUCAGCACUGCACGGUGGGAGAAGACCGACAACAAAAACACAACACGGGGAACUCAGCCUAACUUCUCCGAGUUUCAGAUCACAUAUGAGACUUGCAUUUUGUUUUCCGUAUCUCUUGCACAAACCUAGUCGUGGCAAACUAAUAACCCGUCGGGUCUAAAGGAUCCAGCUCGGUCCACAAAUGAGAGAUCAUCUGCGACUGUCUCCUGAAACAGAAAUGUCUGCAACCAUACUUUCCGCUUUCUACGACAUCGACAUGCUGUACAAGCAGGAGAAGAGCCUCAACAUGAACGCGCUUCACAUUAACAGUAUGCUGGAUAAGAAAGCGGUCGGGGCCCCCGUAACAACAUCCAGCAGCAACAACUGCAACUACGCGCCCGGAUUUUUUCGUCGAAACUCCACCAGCAACAUGGAGUCCAUGACGAACGGCAACAAGUACCCCUCCUAUAACAACAUGAAGGAGACCGCCAGCACCGCCAUCAUGAACAAGGAGAACAAGUUUCGUGACCGCGCCUACAGCGAGAGCGCGGAGCGCGGCCAGCAGCAGCUGCAAAUGCUACAGCAGAAGCCGGGCUCACAGAUCAACUCGACUCGCUAUAAAACCGAGCUCUGCAGGCCCUUUGAGGAAAACGGGGCGUGCAAAUACGGCGAGAAGUGUCAGUUCGCUCACGGCUACCACGAGUUGAGAAGUUUAUCCCGCCACCCGAAGUACAAAACUGAGCCUUGUCGCACUUUUCACACCAUCGGUUUCUGUCCGUACGGUCCGCGCUGCCAUUUCAUCCACAACGCCGAUGAAAGAAGACCAGCACCAGCUAACGCCAACAGCGUGCAGGGCGAGUCCACUAAAGCCGCCCGGGGGGAGUCAGUGUGCGGCUACGGGCAGCAGCAGCAACAACAACAACAGGCGGCGGGAGCGUUCAGGGACAGACCCAAACUCCACCACAGCCUGAGUUUCUCGGGUUUCUCCAGCCAACACCACGGACUCGACUCGCCCCUUCUCGACAGCCCCACAUCCCGCACUCCUCCACCCCCCUCGUCCAACAACUGCACCGCUAACUUCUACGAAGACGUUCUAUCGCCCAGCUCCGUGACUCGUUGCCUUAGCAACAGUGCCUUCUCUUUUCCCGGGCAAGAUCUUAAAGCCCUGCUCGCUCCGCUGGCCGUGCACACGCACAACGGUUACGCCGGCCAGUCCAACGGUGCUUACUACGGAAACCUUCAGGUCAACUUAGGCGGCGGGCCCCCUUCUCCCCCAUACGGUCUCAGCCACCUGCAGUCCCUCCACCGCCUGUCAGAGUCGCCGGUGUUCGACUCGCCCCCAAGCCCGCCAGAGAGCAUCUCAGACCGGGAGAGCUACGCCAGCGGCUCGCAGAGCUCUUCCGGAAGUCUCAGCGGAUCCGAGUCUCCCAGUCUGGACGGCGGGAGACGUUUGCCAAUCUUCAGCAGGCUGUCGAUUUCUGACGAUUAAGCAGCGUUUCGUUGUUGUUUCGUUUUUUUUAGUGAACUUUGGAGGAUUUCCCUUUAGAUAUGUAGUUGAAUAAUAAACUUUUAAUAUCGAGGGAGAUGGAUUUGUCGACACGGCAUUAGUUAAUGCAUUCCACCGGUGACAUGUAUGCUGCAGUUUGUCGCAUCUAUUCGGUCGUUUUCUGACCAAUCACUUUCCAGAUUUGUACAAAGGACUUGUUUUGAACGUGAAAGACAGAGCGGUUUCAGAUUUUCCUCCAUCUUUGCCAAGAAUAUGCCUUGAGAAAAAUUUAAGCAGUAUCUGUACGCGCUUCACAAAAACUUCCAUUCCAAAAGUGUUUUGAGGGUCACAGCGCCACCCAGUGGCGUGGUCGCUCUGUGCAGUUUGAAGCUCUCAUGUUUGGCUUGUUGGGAAAUCACUGCUGAUGGUUGAAUAUCUUUUUUUUUUUUUUUUAGCUGAUUUGAGUGAUCACAUAGCAGUGCAUAACUGGCUAUGAACUAUUUAACUUAUUUAUUUUAUCUUGUGAAACGUAUAGGCUACAUUGUUAAUUGUGUCCAUACUGUAUUUAUCAAGUAUGAUGAAGCAAUAGAUCUAUAUUCUUUUAUUAUGUUUAAAUUAUGAUCGCCAUUAUUAAUCUACAUAAAGUGGAGUGUAUGUUCUUUUCACAGUAAUAUAUAUUUUUUUGUUUGGUCUCUUUUGUAACUUCACUUUAUUUUAUUGUAAAUGAGUAAAAAAUCUUAAUUUAAGAGAUUGUAUGUGAUAUUUAUUUCAUUAAUUUUGUUUCCUUGUUUACGUUCAUUAAAAAACGACAUUUGUGUGAUUUUGCUGUUGGGAUGUUACUUUUUGGAAGGGUUUGUUUUGUUUUUUUGGAAAAUCCUUAGACGUGUCCUGUUAGAUAUGUCUGUAGAAUGUAUAAACUGUGGUUGGCAGAGGACCGUCCAAACGUGUACUAGCCUUAAACUUUCAUAGAAAUCAGAUUUCAAAGAUCCCAAGUAAAUCAAUUAACCAAAAAGUAUUUUAUUUUCCUAUUUUUUUUGUUUUGUUAUAUAUAUACAAUGCACACGAGUCAGGCUGUGAAUCCAGCCACGUGCAUAAGAGAAUGUAGCAGUCCGAUGCCCCAGUAUUAUUGCCUAGUGCCUGUGGGGGAUUCACCAUCUUACAUUGCCUUAUGAUUAACCAAAUAAAGUAUUUUCGUACAUGUUAUUGUUUUACAACAAGAGGAAAUGAAUGUAGUUUGUAAUUUAAACUUCUUGGAAGGUUGUUACCACUUAUCAAAGGAGAGAUAUAGAGACUUAGAGCAACGAUCUAAGGUUUAUUUUUUCUAUUGCUCCCUCUUCCUUGCGUUAUUAUUAUAUUUUUGGACUGUUUUCUCUUGCUUUCCUACGAUAUGGUCUGAAUCUUCCAAACUUGCUGGACGGGGAAGAGUUUAAACACGUUUAGUUUGUACAUAGUAGGUACAGGGGAUUGGCACUAUGUACCUUUUCUUGACUACUUUAUCAGAAGUAAAGCUUUUUGAAUGUAAUUUAAAAGAAUAAAAAACGACAAAAAGAACAGGAUUUGUAAUAUACUUGUUUUUGGGGAGUCAGUUCACUACAAAUUGCGUGUGAGACUGUUAACUUUGUACUGUACAUUUUUGUAGUUCUCCCAAUAAAAUAAUUUUGGAAAAAAUAA